GUUGCUGAAAAGUGGAUAACAGUAUGUUUCUAUGCAGAAGAAGAGGAUGCAGAGGAAGAGAGCUUAAAGAGGGAGAAGAGAGAAGAUUGCGCGAAGAGGGGCAAAGAUCCAGGAACGGAAGAAGUGAAUUUGCUCAGACUCGAUGGAAGGAAACCCAUACUGAUCCAGCCUGUUUGCACCUGCAUCUUCCACGACUCCCACUCCCAACACCCACUCUAUUCUCGUCCUCAACUUGCAUCCUCUCUUCGCCUCCUCCAUCCCGAUGAACAGUUCUUUGUUUUUUACCAGGAUCUCCUGCAUAUCUGCAUCAAUUUGUCAAUGUCGCCCUCCACGACUCGCUCAAAGGCAUAAUCCCCGAAAGGUAACACCAUGCAUUCUCAUGAGAGCCGGUUGUAGAGUACGUCGCACACCUCGUACGAGAGCUCAAACUCUAGACAUCUGCUCGCAGCAUUCCCAAUUUCUACUUGAGCCCGUCGUCCAGCAUCUGUUGCGCUCCUUACCCAGUUACUCUUUCUCCCAGGCAUACUCGACAGCAGACUUAUCCUAUUACUUCCAAUAUGGAUAUUACAAAGCCUGUGGUGGAGGGAAUUGAUAUCUCAGAGGAUAUGAAUGCUUCGCUACGAACAAGCAGCAAAUGCGAUGCCCUCCUCGGAGUGAGUGAUGCCUCUGGGACAACCGUGGAAGAGCAGCCGUCGUUAUGGUGGAGCAGGAUCAGAGCUACUUGUCGCGAGGCCUUUUCUGAGUUCUUCGGCACCCUGAUACUGAUUCUUUUUGGAAACGGAGUGGUCGCUCAGGUUACUCUUAGCCGAAGCCAAAAGGGCGACUAUCAGUCCAUAUCUUGGGGCUGGGGACUCGGGGUCAUGCUUGGCGUGUAUGUGAGCGGUAUAUCAGGCUCCCAUAUCAACCCUGCCGUGACAUUCGCAAAUUGUGUCCUCCGCAAAUUUCCGUGGCGCAAGUGGCCUAUCUACGCUAUUUCCCAGCUUCUUGGCGGCAUGUGUGCUGCAGCUAUUGUGUACGGCAAUUAUAAGUCGGCCAUUGAUGCUUACGAAGGGCCCGGCGUCAGGACGGUCCCAGGAUACUCAGAUCACCCUACUGGAGGUAUUUUCUGCACGUAUCCUACGGACUUUAUGACUCGCACUGGCCAAUUCUUCUCUGAAUUUCUUGCAAGCUCACUCCUGAUGUUUGUCAUUUUCGCCCUCAACGAUGAAGGAAAUCUCGGUGCAGGGCCCUUGACGCCUCUCGCUCUAUUUUUUACCAUUUUUGGAAUUGGCGCAUGCUUUGGUUGGGAAACUGGGUAUGCGAUCAACCUCGCUCGUGACUUUGGUCCACGACUGGUCUCAUACAUGAUCGGAUAUGGUCCACAGGUCUGGCGAGCUGGAGACUACUAUUUCUGGGUACCGAUUGUGGCACCUUUUCUCGGUUGCACCUUUGGUGGUUGGCUCUACGAUAUGUUCCUUUACGUUGGUCCCGACAGUCCCGUUAACACACCAUACAUAGGGCUCCGGCGUUUUAUUAGGCCAAUGGCUCGGAAGCACUGCGAUAGUCGGAGCCAUGUUUGA
Aspergillus calidoustus is the source of this 1559-nucleotide messenger RNA. The record is from the annotation of a GenBank genome assembly. NCBI's taxonomy places the organism in Eukaryota, Fungi, Ascomycota, Eurotiomycetes, Eurotiales, Aspergillaceae.